UGUUCUUUCUCUCUUUCGCUACACGUUGAAACCCUUGCACCAAACCUAACCCUAACCCUAGUAACUAGGUCACCAACUCGAAUCAUCAAGAAGGGAGCAAAACCGAGGUCUAAGCCGAAGAAAGCUGAUGCCAAGCUCUCCAUGAAUAAGAAACGUGGUGCUUCCACGAAAGCAGUAGGGGCGUCGACUAAGAAGGGAAAGGCAGCGAAGGACCCUAACAAGCCUAAGAGGCCUGCCAGUGCCUUCUUCGUUUUCAUGGAAGAAUUUAGGAAGCACUUCAAUAAAGAUCACCCUGACAAUAAAUCAGUCUCUGCUCUUGGUAAAGCUGCUAGAGCGAAAUGGAAGUCUCUGUCUGAGGCCGAGAAAGCACCAUAUGUAGCAAUGGCCGACUAUGAGAAGAACAUGAAAGCCUAUAAUAAGAAACAGGCUGAAGGUGCCAAUGCAGCAGAGGAGGAAGUAGAGUCUGAGAAGUCAAUGUUUGAGGUGAAUGAUGAUGAGGAUUUUUCUCCUUCUCCAGCACGUGCAAAGGAAACUCAUGCCCAAGAGCCCUCUUACAAUAAGGGUGUUCAAUACUCUCACUCAAUGCCUACUCUCAGGCACGUUUAUUUUGAAAAAGUGGCUGAAUCUUUGAAGUCGUGUAAUUCGAAGGAGGAAGGUGUUGUUGAAAUUUUGGGGUGUUUAGGAAAUAGACACCAUAUUACACUCAACCUAUUUUUGAAAAUGUCAAUUAGAAGUGGUGUCAAGUCCUAGUUUCUAAUGCGCCUAUGUAGAUAGGGCAUACUGACUUUGUAAUUGGCAGUUAUUGCCCAUUCUUGGAUUAAUAGUACUU
Messenger RNA from Juglans regia (Persian walnut), 829 nucleotides. RefSeq names its product HMG1/2-like protein. The annotation marks the transcript as partial. The transcript has a single exon. The record is from RefSeq and is a predicted model, not a curated record. Lineage: Eukaryota; Viridiplantae; Streptophyta; Magnoliopsida; Fagales; Juglandaceae.